CUCGGGGCUGGCCGCUGCGCGGGGCAAGUGCGGCCUGUGUUUCCGGGAGCUCCCGGAGCGGAGCCGCCGCUGCGCCAGCAGUGACAAGACAACAUCUGAGCUUCUACAGCCUCUCCCACCAUCUUCUGGGGCAUCCUGGCCUGUCCACACUUGUUUCUGUAGCCUGUGUGGCUCUGGAUGGCUAGUGAAGAGGGAUGUUCAAUCUAAUGGCCAAUUGCUGCAACUGGCUAAAACGGUGGCAAGAACCUGUCAGGAAGGUGACGCUAAUCAUGGUCGGUCUUGACAAUGCUGGCAAAACUGCUACAGUGCGAGGAAUUCAAGGAGAGUCUCCUGAAGAYGUAGCUCCGACUGUUGGGUUUUCGAAGAUUGACCUUAAACAGGGACGAUUUGAAGUCACCAUCUUUGAUUUAGGAGGUGGCAAACGAAUUCGAAACAUCUGGAAGAAUUACUAUGCUGAGUCCUAUGGUGUGAUAUUUGUCGUGGAUUCCAGUGACAUUGCRAGAAUGGAAGAAACAAAGCAAGCCAUGACAGAAGUUUUAAACAGCCCGAAGAUAUCAGGGAAACCCAUGUUAGUGCUGGCAAAUAAGCAAGACAGAGAAGGAGCUCUGUCGGAAGCRGAUGUAAUCGAGUCCUUAUGUCUGGAAAAGCUUGUCAAUGAACACAAGUGUCUAUGUCAAAUUGAACCUUGCUCAGCUGUCAUGGGUUAUGGGAAAAAAAUUGAUAAAUCAAUAAAAAAAGGUUUAUAUUGGCUCCUACAGAUCAUAGCAAAAGAUUUUGAUGCCUUACACGAGCGCAUCCAAAGAGACACUAAGGAGCAAAAAGCCUUUGAAGAACAAAAGAAACAAGAACGAGCUGAAAGAGUGAGAAAAAUACGAGAAGAAAGGUAACAAAGGGAAAAAGAAGAAGGAAGAAAUGCAACUGAUGAGGAAGACUUUGGGCCUGGGAAGCCUGAAAACCCUUUCCAGCCUAUAGCAACUGUAAUCUCUGAGAAUGAAAAACAAAUUGAAAAGGAAAAGAAGAGGCAAAGGUUGGAGUCUGAAAAGGCUACCGUUGUCUUGAAAUCUCAAACAGGGCAGGAACAAAUGGGUGACUCCAGUAGCAGUAGCCAAAACCCACACAAUAAUAGACUGGAUACCUGCAAAUCUACACAGCAAUUACCGAAUGAAGAAGAGAGUGAGCAGCAAGCAUCAGAAUGCCUUGAUUCAGAUAACAGUAAGAAGAAGAAAAAAACAAAAUUAAAAAGAGGCCACAGGGUAGAACCUGUUAAUUCAGAGGAUGCUGUUCCCAAAAACCCUACACCACCGCCACCACUUCCACCAGUUGGCUGGGGAACUCCCAAAGUUAAUAGACUUCGAAAACUUGAGCCUCUUGGUGAAAAACAUCAUGCUGAUUUCUAYGGAAAACCUCUACCACCACUGACUAUGCGCCAAAGACCCAACAGUGAUAUCCAUGAUGUCAUUGCUUAAGUGGAUCACAGAUGACCUUUUAAAAGCACGAUCAAGAAAUUUAUUAGAAACAGUUUUUGCCCUCCAAGGAAAACUUGUCAGCUCUUUGCAAAAUAAGAACUUGGAGGCUAUUAAACCUGCGGUAAAUUCUGUCAGUUGAUAAGACUUUCUACUUCAUUCGGCAGUUACGACGCACAUUCACCAGCAUUUCUUCAGGAUUUAGCGUGAAAGCGAGUAAUGUUUAUGUGGCCAAGGACGCUCGCAAGAAUGUGGCACUGGAUAUUUUGGAAGUUUACUUGCUUAAAUUCAUAGCUGCAACCUUGAAGAAAAGUACCUUUGUAUGAUAUUAGCUUGUAUUUUCUCAUUAAGACCUUUUUCCAGGUGCUGAGCAGUGAUUGGUAUUUUUGCAGCUUAACAAUUCUAAAAUAUUUUGUAAGAUUCAUGUGUUUAGAGUGAAUAUAGGAAGGUUAUGCAACAAAUUUUGACUAUAUUUUUCUAACUUUUUAUAAAACUGUUUGAAAGUUUGAGUGGACAUGUAUCCUUUCCCAAUAAAAUGGAAGUGUUAGAAUGUUGUUAGCCAGAUACAUAUGAGCAGAAUAUGUACUUUUUCACUUACAGCAGCAAUACCUUAGGAAUUACAUUAUCAAAUUCAUAUUCUAUGAUGCC
Nothoprocta perdicaria is the source of this 2111-nucleotide messenger RNA. It is a transcript of the gene ARL13B, whose product is annotated as ADP ribosylation factor like GTPase 13B. Gene Ontology annotation, molecular function: GTPase activity; GTP binding. NCBI's taxonomy places the organism in Eukaryota, Metazoa, Chordata, Aves, Tinamiformes, Tinamidae. Gene Ontology annotation, cellular component: ciliary membrane; non-motile cilium; motile cilium. The record is from RefSeq and is a predicted model, not a curated record. The transcript has 11 exons. Gene Ontology annotation, biological process: receptor localization to non-motile cilium; non-motile cilium assembly.